This is a messenger RNA of Myxocyprinus asiaticus (Chinese sucker), 3082 nucleotides long. Its product is annotated as deleted in malignant brain tumors 1 protein-like. The record is from RefSeq and is a predicted model, not a curated record. Gene Ontology annotation, cellular component: membrane. NCBI's taxonomy places the organism in Eukaryota, Metazoa, Chordata, Actinopteri, Cypriniformes, Catostomidae. The transcript has 12 exons. Bases 23 to 2161 code for a protein of 712 amino acids.
GAGUGACAUUUUAACAGGCACAAUGCUACAUACUUUGUGGCUGAUUCUCCUGCUGGAUUUAGAAAAUGGACUUCCCAUCGAAGCUCUUUCCGUGAGGUUGGUAGAUGGUUUUGACCAUUGUUCUGGACGAGUGGAGGUUCUCUAUAAUGGAACAUGGGGAACAGUAUGUGAUGAUAACUGGGAUCCAACAGAUGGUGGAGUGGUGUGUAGAGAGAUGGGGUGUGGGAUUAUUAUUGAAGCAACAUCAGUUGCUUAUUUUGGAGAAGGUUCAGGAGAAAUAUGGAUGGAUGAAGUAGGUUGCGAUGGGGCUCAAUCCUCACUGACGGAAUGUCCAGCAAAUGGAUGGGGAAUACAAGACUGUAAUCAUUCCGAGGAUGCUGGAGUGAUCUGUCAAUCUGAACCACUUGUUAGGUUGGUAAAUGGCAUGGACUCAUGUUCUGGAAGAGUGGAGGUUUUCUAUGACGGUCAGUGGGGAACAGUGUGUGAUAAUGGCUGGGGUCCAUUAGAUGCUGCAGUGGUGUGUAAAGAACUGGGCUGUGGGGAUCUUAUAGCAGCCAAGACUGAUGGAUAUUUUGGUCAAGGUUCAGGACAAAUAUGGAUGGACAAUGUACAUUGUAAAUCAAAUGACACUAAACUGAUGAAAUGUGAAUUUAAUGGAUGGGGAAUACAUGAAUGUGAACAUAUAGAAGACGCUGGGGUCAUCUGUAGCCCGCUUGUUAGGUUGGCGAACAUGGCUGGCCGUUUCGCUGGGAGAGUGGAGGUUUUCCAUGAAGGACAGUGGGGAACCGUGUGUGACUAUGGCUGGGAUCUAUUGGAUGCUAAUGUUGUGUGUAGAGAGCUGGGCUUUGGGAGUGCUGCAGAUAUAGGAAAUAGCUCUUAUUUUGGCCGGGGCUCAGGACCAGUGUGGGUAUAUAAUGCACAAUGCACUGGAAGUGAGGCAAGUUUAAAGAGAUGUCCAUCAAUGGUAUGGCAGGCUCAAAACUGUACUCAUGAUAGAGAUAUGGGAGUCUUCUGUCAAGCCAAUGUCAGGGUAAAUACUAGCAGUUGUUCUGGGAGAGUGGAGGUUCUUCAUAAUGAUCAGUGGGGAACAGUGUGUACCGAUUACUGGGAUACUAAAGAUGCUGAAGUGGUGUGUAAAGAGUUGGGGUGUCCAACCGGUGCUGAAGCAAAGAAAUAUACCUAUUUUGGACAGGGUUCGGGACCAAUAUGGAUGGAUAAUGUACAAUGUAUGGGGAAUGAAACAUCACUGAAGGACUGCAGUUUAAAUGGAUGGGGAACACAUAACUGUACCCAUGUAAAUGAUGCUGGAAUCAUCUGUCGAGAGGGUAGACUGGUUAAUGGGGACAAUAAGUGUUCCGGAAGAGUGGAAUACCACUACUGGGGACGAUGGGGAACCAUCUGUGAUAUUGGCUGGGAUGCUACAGAUGCUGCGGUGGUGUGUAAACACAUGGGUUGUGGGACCCCUAUAGAAGCAAAGACUGGAGCUUUUUUUGGACAAGGCUCAGGACAAAUAUGGCUGGAAGAUUUGAAUUGUUUUGGGAAUGAAUCCAAAUUGAUUCAGUGUCCAUCAAGUGGACUGGGAGUCAGCAGCUGCAACCAUAGACAAGAUGCUGGGGUCAUCUGUCGAGAAGUGAAGUUGGUGGGCGGUGUCAACGCAUGUGACGGCAGAGUUGAGAUUCUUUAUGAUGGUCACUGGGGAGCAGUGUGUUACAAUGGUUGGGAUCUAAUAGAUGCUACAGUUUUGUGUAGAGAGCUGGACUGUGGUGACAUUGCAGAUGUGAAGGGAUAUAUUGGUCCUGUGGGGCCAGUGUGGAUGGAUAAUCUCAGCUGUACAGGAAAAGAGUGGACAGUGCGAGACUGCCCUUUCACUGGGGGUGUGAGCAGUUGUUUGAAUGGGGUUCAUGCAGGAGUUCUUUGCACAAAAUUUGUGAGAAGAAAUGCAGUAAGGAUUUUAGUGAAGGCUAAUCCUGGAGUCAAUGUCAAUGACCCAGAUAUCAUGAAGAACCUUUUAAACCAGAUGAUCAAAAUAGUUCAAGGUUCAAAUAAGAAGAAGUUUACUGUGACAUGGAGAACACACUCUGAUGGGCUUGUAUUCCACAGAGAGAACACAAUGGCAGGUCAGGGGUCACAGAGCCUUACUCCUUGCAUGACAAAUAACUAAUGACUAAUUAUACUGCAUACAGAAUCUGGUUGCCAGAGCAACAUUUUGCCAGGGAUAGCCUGUGGUUUGAUGGAUCCACAUAAGCAGAUCCCAGCAGAGGGAGCUCAGUGUCUUGCAAACUACAUGACUAGUUAAACAAAUUGAGUAGAUCUAUUUGAAACCUUCCUUUGAGUUUGCCUGAGAAAUAGAUGUCCUAUGAAAGAGUUACAGUGCUGAUGUGUACUGUAUAUGCAGCUCUUUUAAAUAUAGAAAUACUGAUUAUUGUAAAGAAAUUAAAUGUAUAUAAUGUACAAUGUAUAUAGAUUCUUUUUUUUUUCAAAAACAGCAUAUAUUAUAUUUCUUUGUUGUAAGCUUAUAAUGUGUUCAAUUUAUACAUCGAUGUUAAUAAUAAGCAAUGUUAAAGAUGAAUCAAGAUUUAAUCUUCUUUCAUUUUAUAUACUUAUUACAUUGUGUUUAAAUUUUUCAGUGAAAUAAGUGCAACGUUUCUAUUUUCUUUAAAUAAAUAACUUUCAGAUCUAUAAGGUUUGAAUAAUAGACAUUGUUGUGCAUUGAGUUCUCACAGCAGUUAAAGGGAUAGUUCAUCCAAAAAUGAAAAUUCUCUCAUCAUUUACUCACCCUCAUUCCAUCUUAGAUGUGUAUGACUUUCUUUCUUCUGCUGAACACAAAAAAACCUCUGUAGGUCCAUUCAAUGCAAGUAAAUGGGUACAAACAUUUUGAAGCUCCAAAAGCACAUAAAGUCAGCAUAAAAGUAAUCUAUAAGUCUCCAGUGGUUAAAUCCAUAUCUUCAGAAUUGGUAUGAUAGGGACCCCCCAUAAGAAAUAAAAAAUAGACUUGGGGCUGGAGUCCCCAAAUAAAGAUAAUAAUCACAUUUUUAUAUGUAACAUUGCCCAGACUGAAUAUAUAUAUAUAUAUAUAUAUAUA